UCACCAGCCCAAGUUUGUCCAAGUCUGUUCGCUGUUACUAGCAAGAGUGGGGUCGCAACGCACCCACCCCAUAACAAGGGAGGGCAUCCCCCACUAUUCGUCGGCAUAACCGGUCAGUUGGGAGGAGAGCUCAGCACUCGCUGUCCCACCGUCGAAGGGAUUGGUUCGUUGCACCAUCGUCAUUCGUCAGGCCCACCUGCUACAAUGGCAGGGAUUUUUUACCUUAUCGUGUGUCUCUUCACGUUUAAUAUCGUAACGGGUGAAAUAAAGAACGUGGGAUGGUGGAAAAAUGCUGUAUUCUAUCAAAUUUAUCCGAGAAGCUUUAAGGACGGUAAUAACGACGGAAUUGGUGACCUGAAAGGGAUAACCGAGAAACUAGACCACAUUCAGGAUGCCGGAAUCACUGCGAUAUGGCUUUCACCAAUUUAUGCCAGUCCCAUGGUGGACUUCGGCUACGAUAUUUCGGACUUUCGAAUGGUACAUCCUGACUACGGAACUAAUGAUGAUCUUGAUAAUUUGAUUAAAAGAAGUAAAGCAUUGAAGAUUAAGAUAAUUCUUGAUUUGGUCCCGAAUCACACAUCUGAUGACCACAAGUGGUUUGUACAAAGCAAAGCUGGAAAUGAAAUCUUCAAGGACUAUUAUAUCUGGCGUUCAUCAACUGGACAGGAUAAUCCCCCCAAUAAUUGGCUCAGCCGUUUUGGAAACACAGCUUGGCAAUACGAAGCAAGUCGACAGGCAUCAUAUCUUCAUCAGUUCCACAUCCGUCAACCUGAUUUAAAUUAUCGAAAUCCAAAAGUGCAAGAAGAAAUGGAAGCUAUAAUUAAGUUCUGGUUGGACAAAGGCAUAGACGGCUUCCGUGUUGACGCUGUCCCCUUCUUAUUCGAAUUUCAAGAUUUGGCAGACGAGCCGCGAUCUAAUCUUCCCAACGUAACUGCAAAUGAGUGGGAAUAUUUACGUCAUGAUUAUACCCAAGAUUUGGACGAAACCUACGACUUAGUGAGGUCCUGGCGAAAGAUCCUUGACGAUUAUGCAAAUUCUACAAACUCUGAUGAGAAGGUGAUGAUGACCGAGGCAUACACAAGUCUAGAAAAUGCCACCAAAUAUUACGAUUUCGGUGCGCACGUGCCCUUCAAUUUUCGAUUUAUCACGGAUAUUAAUCGUAGUUCGGGCCCUAAUCACGUGAAAGAAAUCAUUGAUACGUGGAUGGUCCAGACUGGAAAAAGGACCGGAGCUGUUGCUAAUUGGGUGAUGGGAAAUCAUGAUAAUUCAAGGACUGAAUCAAGAUAUCCAGGUCGUGGUGAUCAAAUGACAAUGCUGGCAAUGAUUCUGCCGGGAGUUGCCGUCACCUACUACGGCGAAGAAAUUGGCAUGGUUGAUAAAACAGAUAUCAGCUUUGAAGACACUCAAGACCCCCAAGGGUGUAAUGCUGGAAGCGAUAAGUACCAAUUAGUUUCUCGUGAUCCAAACAGAACCCCAAUGCAAUGGAAUGAUGACACCAAUGCCGGUUUUAAUGAAGGAGAAACGCCAUGGAUUCCCGUAAACGAUAAUUUCCCGGAAUUGAACUUGGCUGCGCAGAAGGAAGCGUUAACUUCCCAUUACAAGAUUUAUCAGAAGCUGGUUAACUUGAGAAAGACAAUGACUGCACUUAAAACAGGAGAUCUCCAAACUAUCGUAUCGUCCGAUAAUAAAUCUCUGGCGAUAGCCAGAACUGCAGAUAAGCAAAGCAUUAUUCUGGUUAUCAACUAUUCUGAUGAAGAGAGUAUUACCGUAAAUUUGGGACGACAGUUAACGAAGCUCAAUUCUGCGGCAACAGUUCUUAUAACGACUUUAGGAAAUUCUACUAGAGAGGGAGCAUCUGUGAAUUUGAACGAGCUACACCUAGCCCCCAAACAAUCUUUGGUUCUAUCCGCAGCAGUGAAUACUCCAACCACCAAUACUGGUGAACCUAAUGGCGCUGAGAUUAAGACAUUUUCCCCUAUCUUAGCCAUAUGCUUGUUUGUCUUCGCAACGCUAGAAAUCCUACAUUAAUAUCUGAGAUCAUAGGUUUGCGUAUAAAAUAAUAUUGAUUGUAUGAAUAACUGUAUAUUGGAAAUUUUUGAAAGAGUAUAGUGUUAUUGAAUGAACGAAA
Diachasmimorpha longicaudata is the source of this 2128-nucleotide messenger RNA. Its product is annotated as maltase 1-like. The transcript is spliced from 9 exons. Gene Ontology annotation, biological process: carbohydrate metabolic process. The coding region runs from base 205 to 2028 and encodes 607 amino acids. The record is from RefSeq and is a predicted model, not a curated record. Lineage: Eukaryota; Metazoa; Arthropoda; Insecta; Hymenoptera; Braconidae.